CAAGAGAUGAUUUAAGAAAAAUAAAGAGAGCUAACAGCGAAGGGAGUGUGAUUGUAAGUUUCAUGUCUGUGUUCUCUCCAAGAAAAUGGACGGAGGAGAUAAUGAAAACCUAUCUGAAAUUAACAGGUAACGUAAGGUUUUUUACCAGAUUUAUAUUCCUAAAUGGGAUUCUGGGAGGGAAUUGGAGUGCGAUGCUUUGUUCUUUCUUCUAACUUCAUUUCCGUUGGCUGAAAAUAAUUCAAAGAUUAUUAAAGACUAUCUGCAAAUAUAGCUGCCUGCUUAUACUGGGUUCUUCUACUAUUAUUUUCAGCUUUCAUAUCACCAAAGCACUCAAUGCAAACAUGUUUAACUUGAGUAAGAAAAGGAAGCUACAGGCUGAGCAGUUCGGUUUGCCUAUGCCGAAACUUAAAUGUUGGGAUCAUCGUUUAUCUCCAAAAUCUAUUGAUGAAAAUCAGGAAGUAGAAGACUUCACACAGAAAAUUCAGGAAAAUGCAGAGAGACACGAGAUUGAUGAUGGAUCGGAUCCUGAAUCAGCUAAAGACAGUAAUAGUUUUAUAGGAGAUUCUGACUCUGCCACAUCUUUAUAUUAUGACUCUAAACUUGAAACAGAGAUUUCAAAGGAAUGGCCUUGUAAUGGGCCCUCUUCAUCAUCGUUUAAGUGGGGCUGCCACAAUUUGGAGGACCCCCAAUGCCCGCUAUAUGAUUCCACAGCACCAGGCGGUACUGGCAAAGGUGAACCAACAUUUGUCGCAGAGGAGCACUAUCCUCUCCAUAAGUGUAAUGGAUUACAUCAGAACUUUGAUGAUGCAAUUGGAGAAUUUGAAAGUCAUUCUGACUACACUUGCUCUGAACAUGGAACUGACAGCAUCGAGCCAUUUAUACGGAAAGAGCUCGACGAUAUACUUUAUCCUAAGGGGGUGGAUUCAAACGUGUAUGUCUUGUCUUCUGGAAGAUGGAACGUUAACCAAGAUGCUCAACCAGUUGCAAAAAAACCAACCAUUGAUCAGGAAUUUGAGCAGUACUUUUCUAUGCUUAUGCUGUAGCAGAGAAAACUUACUUUGUAGACCUUGAAUGUAAAAAUCUGUUAGUACAUAUCUCUUGUACUGUGGUAAUUAGUAAGUGAGACUGUUUAUUGGAAUGGUCAUUGUUAUUGAAAAGGACAACCUUUUUCGUACA
Messenger RNA from Jatropha curcas, 1176 nucleotides. NCBI's taxonomy places the organism in Eukaryota, Viridiplantae, Streptophyta, Magnoliopsida, Malpighiales, Euphorbiaceae. The record is from RefSeq and is a predicted model, not a curated record.